AUGCUCUCCAAGAUCGGUGGUAUAAGAUUCACUGCCAUUACUUCAGGCCUAAUUAUUUUUUUAUGGAUCGUUUUCCUAUUUAUGCCUAUUGCACCUUUUUCCUUAAAUGAAGAGGAUUUAUUUGAUUUAAAAAAAUUCGGUCACUUAUCGCUUUACCCCUUGCAACAUGCUUCUAUUUUACAUAUACUAUUCAACUCUAUUGCUUUAUUUUCAUUAUUAUCUUUAUUUGAACGUGAAAAAGGUACCAUUAGAACAGGGGUUUUAUUAAACUUAUUCGCAGUUAUUGCUGGGAUUUUCUAUUGUUUACUAGAACGUUCAUUUUCAUUUAUAAUCCACAGAGGAGAGUCCAGUACAGUUCAAGUUGUUGGAAGCAGCGGUUGGUGGUUCACUUUGUUCACUUGGUAUUGUUGCACACAAAGCGCUAAUUUUAAUGAAACAAACUCUUCUGCUAUUAGCUCAGACGAAGAUGUAGAAACUACAGCCACUACUAACAACAUCUUAUACAACAUUCGCAAUAUUUUCAAUGGUAAUAAUGUUACAACAAUAACUAUUUUUGGUAGGUCUUUUAACAGAUUCCAAUUGCUGCCAUUUCUCAUGUUAUUUUUUAUUUCCGUAAUUUUUUUCGGCCAAGCAAGUUUUUUGGGCCAUUUAUGCGGUAUUAUCACGGGGUAUUUGUAUUAUAAUGGUCAAAAAAUUUUUGAUCACAAGUUGUGUAUCCCAUCCAAGUUAAUUUCCAAGUUUGAAAGUUUAGGGUUCUGGUAUGGUUCAUCUGAUAUGUCCUCUCCCACCACUUCUUCCAACGGAAAUGGUUAUUUGUUGAUUUUUUUGAAAAAAUUAAGCAUUGAAUAUUUCCCUGAACAUUAUUAUAAUGGGGAAUCCACGGCCUCUGUAUUACCAACAGUACAACCUUCUAUUGCAAACGCUCAAAAUGAAAAUUUUACAAGUUCUGGCAGGGUCUUAGGAUCUAAUUAA
This is a messenger RNA of Saccharomycodes ludwigii, 972 nucleotides long. It is a transcript of the gene RBD2, whose product is annotated as putative rhomboid protease RBD2. NCBI's taxonomy places the organism in Eukaryota, Fungi, Ascomycota, Saccharomycetes, Saccharomycodales, Saccharomycodaceae. The transcript has a single exon. Gene Ontology annotation, cellular component: membrane. Gene Ontology annotation, molecular function: serine-type endopeptidase activity. The record is from RefSeq and is a predicted model, not a curated record. Bases 1 to 972 code for a protein of 323 amino acids.